Lingula anatina is the source of this 3364-nucleotide messenger RNA. Its product is annotated as cytoplasmic dynein 1 intermediate chain 2. Gene Ontology annotation, cellular component: cytoplasmic dynein complex. Gene Ontology annotation, molecular function: dynein light chain binding; dynein heavy chain binding. Gene Ontology annotation, biological process: transport along microtubule. NCBI's taxonomy places the organism in Eukaryota, Metazoa, Brachiopoda, Lingulata, Lingulida, Lingulidae. The record is from RefSeq and is a predicted model, not a curated record.
CAGUGCCAUCACAACAAGCUCCUCAAAAGACUGAACCUGUAACAAGCCGGUCUGUGCCGCAACCUGCCGUAAACGCUGCUGCACCACCAGGUCAACGUCUACCCACAACUCCGGUCAAACUAGGCAUUUCCAAACUCACCCAGACCACUAUCCCACCCAAAGAACACAUCACUUAUAGCAAGGAGACACAGACCAUCAAUGAUAGCAUACAUGACAGAGAUGGGAGAGGACCUUGGGAUUACUAUGUUCUUACCUUCGACGACAACCAUCUAGAUGAUGACCUCGACAUGGAGCCACGUUCUCCGCCUGCGCACGUGCAUGGGAUGCCCCACGUGGAGAUGUUCAAGCCUGCGCAACAGGAUGUGCAGCAGAAAGAAGAGAAGAAAGAGGAGAGAAGAAAAGUCCGUGAGCUUAGUGAAGAGGAAAAGCAGCAGAUUAUGAUGUCAGAAGACUUCGUGCGAUUUUUCGAUCGCAGCACCCGCUUAAUUGAGCGUGCUUUGGCAGAGGAUGUCCCCAAUAUUUUCGUGGAUUAUUCAGGCACUGGAGAGGACCAAGAAGGGGAUGCGCAGGGAGGAGUGAGACUCAAGAUCAGCAGAGAGUUCUAUGAUGAGAGGUGGUCAAAGCACCGGUCAGUCACGUGCUUGGACUGGUCAACACAGUACCCAGAGCUUCUGGUUGCCUCCUACAACAUGAAUGAAGAUGCUCCACAUGACCCGGACGGUGUCUGUUUGUGGUGGAACAAAAACUUCAAGAAAACAACUCCAGAGUACAUCUUCCACUGUCAGUCUGCAGUAAACUCGAUAUGUUUUGCCAGAUUCCACCCUAACCUGGUGAUAGGUGGGACAUACUCGGGACAGAUAGUGCUGUGGGACAACCGUAGCAACAAGAGGACACCUGUUCAGAGGACACCCCUCUCAGCAGUGGCACAUACACAUCCAGUGUACUGUGUCAAUGUGGUCGGCACCCAGAAUGCGCACAACUUGAUCAGUGUGUCCACAGAUGGAAAAAUUUGCUCCUGGAGUCUUGAUAUGCUGUCACAGCCCCAGGACAGUAUGGAGCUACAGCACAAGCAGACCAGAAAUGUUGCGGCCACCUGUAUGUCCUUCCUGUCCAGUGAUGUGAAUAAUUUCAUUGUGGGCAGUGAGGAGGGGGCAGUAUACACGGCAUGUAGACAUGGAAGCAAAGCAGGUAUAGGUGAGAUGUUUGAGGAGUGUCACCAGGGCCCUGUCACUGGGAUAGACUGUCACUCUGUCCAGGGAGCCAUUGACUUCUCCCAGCUCUUCCUAACUUCCUCCUUUGACUGGACUGUGAAACUGUGGAGUGCAAGGGAACAAAAGCCCUUGUACUCAUUUGAAGACAAUAGUGACUAUGUGUAUGACGUGGCCUGGUCUCCUAUCCACCCUGCUCUCUUUGCCAGUGUGGACGGGAUGGGAAGACUGGAUCUCUGGAACCUCAAUAAUGAUACAGAGGUUCCUACAGCAAGUGUUGUCACAGAUCCAACCAUAGCAUUGAAUAAAUGUCGCUGGCACCAAAACGGGCACCAGAUUGCAGUAGGAGACGACAUGGGCAAGAUCUAUAUAUAUGACAUAGGGGAGAACAUUGCCAAUCCCAAGAUGGACGAGUGGUCUCGUAUGGUGCACACGCUACAGGAGAUGAAAGCCAAUGCUGCUGACACUGAGGACGACCUGACGAGUCAGACUUCUUCACCCCUGCGAUAGCACAGAGAACAUUAAAUUACUCAACCAAAUGUGUAUGAAAACUAUAUAUUCCUGUUUGUAUUGGAUAUAUACUUUUCUUGUUAAUAUGAAAACACUUUAUGGACCAUUGGGCAUAUAUUGUGAGAGUAAAAAUGUGUUCAGACCACACAAAAGUUGUAAACCCACUCAAAAUCUCAUUGCCAAAAGAAUUUUCAGGUUCUUCUCAUGCUUGUGUAGGAGUAGGCUUAAGCUUGAGGUUAAUAUAAAAUUAUUGCAAAUCUGAAUGGUAAAUAUGUAAGUCAAUUAAAGUAUAAUUAUUCACUUUCUUCCAAUAAGGGAUUUUAAAUUAUUUGUUCUGAAAACAUAUGUACUGGAAUGAUUGAAGCAAACAUAGGUGUUUUACUAGUGAGCACUAACAUUGAAUGAAGAAGAAAGUAACUUGCACACAUAAAAGCAAGUAAACAAAGUCCCCAGUAAAUAUGUUGUGUGCAGUGUCCUUCGUGCCAAGUAAUGGCUGCCCAGUAUAAAAAUUGAUCUUCCAUAACAUGAAAAAAGAAGUUUAACUUUUAAGUCUUGGCAUUUGCAUUCAUGGUCAAAUACUAAUUUUUCAAAGUUUUUCCUCAGUGAAAUGAAAAUAGUAAGAACUGGUGCUGUUCUUUGCAUAUUGUGUUAAUGAUUCAACCUAAAAGCAAAUUAUUCAGUGAGACAGCUACUCUUUAGAAUAUAUGCCAAAAACAUAAGUUAUGAGUAAUAUCAUUUACCUAUAAAUCCAUAAGAAUCAAGGUCAGUAUGGUAGUAACUGCCUUAAAUAGUUUGAAAAUACAAAAACCAGUGAAGUUGUUUGUGCAUUCCUGCAGUAUAUUUAUUUAGCAAUUUAAAAUAUAAAACUAUUGCUGUUUAUCAUUUUAGCAGUGUAUGCUGACAACUUAACUGUGGCAGAAUUAAAGUCAGACGUUAAUACAAGCUUCACAAAAAUGCGAACAAGCUUUGGUGCCUUGUAAAGAUGGAAAGGACUCAUGAUAAGAAGUGUUAAACAUAUUACCAUAACCUCUGGAAAUUUUCAAAAUAUAAAAUUGACAUUCAGCUUACAUUUUGUCAAUGUAAUGACUUCAUACAGCAACUUGAGUGCUCAAACUGUUAUUUUGGACAAAAAGAAGCUAUUUCACACUGAAUGUUAUCAUGGUAUACAGCAAUGUCACCCAUAGCUGAACAAAGAUAAUCUGGCUUAUUGCUCACCUUAAGACAUUGUUCUUAUUUACUGACCUAAUAAAAAGAACCACAUCUGACAAAGUUGAUAAAUGGCUUUAUUUUCAUUAUCCUCCAGAUGACACAUGAAGUUGAGUGAGAUAAUUGUCUUAAUCUAUAGAAUAUUAUGUUAUGUGAAAGCCUGCUUUCAUGAUGCAAUGUUUGCCCCAUUGUUCUUGUGUAUUUACAAAUUUUGGCAUUAGUGGCAAAAUAAAAAUGCACCUUUUCUCAUAGCAAAUAUAAUACUUUAAUUUGAGAUUUAAGAGGCACUUUGAAUUCUUGAAGUGUCAAAUCAUUAUUUUAGGAAUGAUGCAAGUACAUAACAAGAUGCUUAUUUUAUCACUAAUAAAAAAUCUUGAUAUUGUUUUAAUUGAAUAAACAUACUAGAAGAGCAAUAUCAUGGAAAAAAAUUAUCUUUACUU